Messenger RNA from Ahaetulla prasina, 7145 nucleotides. RefSeq names its product KIAA0232 ortholog. Bases 411 to 4838 code for a protein of 1475 amino acids. The record is from RefSeq and is a predicted model, not a curated record. The transcript has 12 exons. Lineage: Eukaryota; Metazoa; Chordata; Lepidosauria; Squamata; Colubridae.
GUGGCCAGCGAGGGCGCUCCGCCUUUUCGUUCCUCCCCUCGGCGGGGCCGGUGCCGGUUUACGUAACGCCUCUUCGGGCGAAUUCCGGCUUGGUCCCGUCGCCUGACUUGGGACGGGUCGCCAGAGGCCCCGGCAGGUCCUGCUGGGGAUUUACAUCUGGCUUCAAUGUGAAAUUAAGGUAGAAAAAUGCACAUAAACAUGUGUUUCCUGUUAAGAUUUAAUAUACUCUGGUUAUGCCUGAAGAGUGGGUCUUGUCUUUAGACUGUUAACUGCCAGCAAAUAUAAAUGAUUGUCCUAGAUGUCAAGCUUGUCUCCUCUGUACUGGAGUGAAAAUAUCCACCUCCAGGUUCCCACGGAAUAUCAUCUACAGAAAAUGCUUCAUGUUCUAAGGAUGAAAGCCACCUAGAUUCAUGCACCUAGUCUAUACAGUUGUUGUGGAUGGUUUGCCAUCUGAAAGCUCCUCAAGCUCCUGUCUGGGUCCUGUAUCUGUUUCAGAAAUGUCUCUGCUUCAGGCUUUGGGCCCUGUGCAGACCUGGCUGGGACAAGAGCUAGAAAAAUGUGGCAUUGAUGCCAUGAUUUAUACUCGCUAUGUCCUCAGUCUUCUGCUGCAUGAUAAUUAUGACUACGAUCUGCAGGAACAGGAGAAUGACAUCUUCCUGGGCUGGGAAAAGGGAGCUUACAAGAAAUGGGGGAAAAGUAAGAAAAAGUGCUCUGAUCUUACACUAGAAGAAAUGAAGAAACAGGCUGCUGUUCAAUGUCUUCGCUCUGCUUCUGAUGAAAGUUCUGGAAUUGAGACAUUAGUUGAGGAACUUUGUUCCAGGCUAAAAGAUCUCCAGAGCGAACAAGCGGAGGAGAAGAUUUCAAAAAGACUUGAGGACUCUUUGCCUCCUGAAAUAGAUUUAUCUCCAGCAGCAAAAGAUCAAGUAGAAAUGUAUUAUGAGGCUUUUCCACCUCUUUCCCAGAAACCAGUUUGCCUGCAAGAAAUCAUGACUGUGUGGAAUAAAUCCAAAAUGUGUUCUUACUCCAGUACCUCCUCAUCUUCCACUGUUCCAGCAACUAGCACAGAUACAUCAUCUCCAAAGGACUGCAUUAGUGAAAAUGAAGCAUCCAAAGAGAGAAAUAGUAACAAAGCAUCUGUAACUAUACAGGAGAGAGCCACAGAAAAGAAUGACAAAGAUGAAAAAGAGAAUAAGUUUGGAAAUCGUAUUGAAGGAAAAUCUGUUUCAUACAAAAAGCAAUUCCGUCAUAAAUCUGAGGGGAAGAUACGUCUUCGAUCCUGGUCUUCUGGCUCCAGUGAAGAAGGUUCAAAUUCUAGUGGCAAUCAUGGUGAAUUAAAAGCAGCUACAAAAUAUGUAAAAAUAAGGCAUAAAACAAGGGAGGCUCGGGGUAAAAAAGGAUGGAAUGGACAAAGUAAGUAUUUGCCAAAAGUUGGUGAAAAAACUGAAAGGAAAAUUCCUGGCAGCAGCAAUGGCUCCAUCAAGCAACUGUGUAAAAGAGGUAAACGGCCAUUAAAAGAAAUUAGACGAAAAGAAGGUGGAAACCAUGAGAGAAAAGAGCUAUAUUUUGAUAGCAGGAAUGAAACUGAGUAUAAGGAGGAGCCUUUGUGGUAUACUGAGCCAAUUACAGAAUAUUUUGUUCCCCUGACUAGAAAAAGUAAGCUUGAGACGACAUACCGCAACAAGCAAGAAGAUGUAUAUGAUGCAACAUCAGAGGCUGUAGAAGAAUUAGCUGAAUCAGUGCAAGGUCUUUGCAUUAGUAACAACAAUAAUAUUAAUAAAACAUACCUCGCAGCAGGUACUUUCAUUGAUGGUCAUUUUGUGGAAAUGCCUGCAGUUUUAAAUGAGGAUAUCGGCCUCACUAGGACCUCAAUAUGUUCUCCACCAGAGGACGAUAUACAUUUAGAUGGUGUUCAUCUGUCAGAACUAACACACUUCUAUGAAGUGGAUAUUGAUCAAUCCAUGUUGGAUUCUGGUGCCUCAGGCAAGAUGCAAGGAGAAAGUCGGAUUUUGAAUAUGAUUCGGCAGAAAAGCAGAGAAGGAACUGAUUUUGAGGCAGAAUGUUGCAUAGUGUUUGAUGGAAUGGAAUUGAAAGGGGAAAGUGCAAUAUGGGCAGAUUCGGCCACCUCUGGUGCGGAAGGGUGGUUCUUGCAAGAUCUUAGUAAUUUAGCUCAAUUUUGGGAGUGCUGUUCAACUUCUAGCUCUGGUGAUGCAGAUGGGGAAAGUUUUGGAGGAGAUUCUCCUGUUAGACUUUCCCCAACCUUAGACAGCACAAUGCUUAAUUCAUACAUGCUUGCAGGCAAUCAAGAGCUGUUUUCAGAUACUAAUGAAGGGUCUGGUUUAAAUUCUUUUUCAGUGUUUGAAGUGCAAUGCAGUAAUUCUGUUUUACCAUUUCCUUUUGAAAAACUAAAUUUGGGAAAUGAAAAUACAGAUUCUAGUAGCAAUGUUGGUAUGUUUGGGAAAACACAGUCAAGAUUGUUAAUAUGGACCAAAAAUAGUGCCUUUGAUGAAAAUGAACACUGUUCUAAUCUGUCAACAAGAACUUGUAGUCCAUGGUCAUAUUCUGAAGAAACACGUUCAGACAAUGAGACUUUAAAUAUUCCACUUGAAGAAUCCCCUCAAUUUAACUCUGAUGAUAUUAAUUAUAUCGUUCCCAGGGUAUCUUCAAGUUACAUAGAUGAAGAAAUUGUAGAUUUUUUGCAGGAGGAAACCUGCCAGGAACAGGCAAGAUCUUUAGGAGAAAUACCUACUUUAAUUUUCACAAAAAAGUCAAAAUUAGAAUCUGUCUGUGGUAUUCAGUUAGAACAAAAAACAGAAGAUAAAGAAUAUGAGACUCCACAAGUAUGUAGUGAUAGUAGCCCACAUGAAGAUGACUAUGGCUCAGGAGUUAUGAAAGAUAUCUGGACAAAUAUGACAGGUGAAAAUUCUGCAGCAAUUGUAGAAAUAGAAGGAAUAGAAGAGGAACUGUUUCCAACUGAUGUAAAUCAUUAUUGUUGCUGCUUAAAUGAUGCAAAAGUAGAAAUUCUCCAAGGUCCAAACAAAGCAGUGCAAAGAUCAGAAUACCAUCUUUGGGAAGGUCAGAAAGAAAAUUUAGAGAAAAGAGGCUUUGCUUCAACCAAUUUAUCAGAAGUGGAUUGUGGAGAUUAUACAACACCCUCUAAAUCAUGGGAUGUUAACCAAGAUAAAGAAAGUUCAUUUAUUCUUGGUGGUGUUUAUGGGGAACUGAAAACUUUCAACAGUAAUGCAGAAUGGGCAAUAGUGCCCCCAAAUCACCCAAAAGGAAACUUACUACAGUGUGCAGCUUCUGAUGUAGUCACAAUAGCUGGUACAGAUGUCUUCAUGACACCAGGAAAUAGCUUUACUCCUGGUCACAGACAAUUAUGGAGACCUUUUGUAUCAUUUGAGCAGAGUGAGCAUUUGAAAUGUGGUGAUCAUGGAUUAAAUAGAGGUUUUUCUUUUAUCUUCCAUGAAGACUUGUUAGAAGCUUGCAGUAAUUUUCAAGGUGAAGAGUCUGGUCUUGAAUAUUCUUUCUCUUCCUUUGACUUAAAUAAUCCAUUUUCACAAGUUCUUCAUGUCGAAUGUACAUUUGAACCAGAAGGAAUUACAUCCUUCAGCCCUUGCUUUAAACCCAAAUCAAUCCUUUGCUCCGAUUCUGACAGAGACGCUUUUCGACCUAGAAUAUGUGGUGCUGGGAGGACGCAGUACAGAGCAAUACGGAUUUCUCCUAGGACUCACUUUCGCCCCAUUUCUGCAUCUGAACUUUCUCCAUGUGGUGGAAGUGAAUCUGAUUUUGAAUCGGAGAAAGAUGAGGGGAAUAUUCUUGUCUCUUCUCAAGCUGAACCAUUUGAUGAUCCACAAGCAGAUCUCAAACCACUGGAAGAGGAUGCAGAAAAAGAAGGGCAUUAUUAUGGCAAAUUAGAACUUGAGUCUGGGAAGUUCUUUCCUACCUUAAAAAAGUGUGGGAUGGAAAAGAGUGCACAGACAUCUCUGGAUUCCCAGGAAGAAUCAUCUGGAAUAUUGCUGGUAGAAAAUGAAAGUUCUUGCUUAGAAUGCAAUAUGAAAGAUGUUCAGGAUACAAUGGCUGUGAAAAAUUCUGAAGCUAGCUGCAGUGUUGCGGAGCCACAAGAAGAAGAAGACAAGUCUUGCAGUUGUAAAGAAAGCUCAUCAGUGCAACUGAAAGAGUUUCCUGUAUUGAGUAGUGACCUUCAGAAAAUAAGCUACAAUCAAGCAAAACAGUGCUGGUGGGAGAAAGCUCUUUAUACUCCACUCUUUCCUACAUCACAGUAUGAAGACCCCUUACAGGUACUCUGCUUCUGGACUCCAGGCAUGCAUGUGCACCAGGAACCCCAUUGCUGUAACUGGGGAUUAAAAGACAAGGCGCCUCAUAUAGAAUCAGAAAUGGUUGACGUUGGAACAGAACAGCUGUUGGACAAAGAGUUCCAGUGCGAUUCCCUACAUUUGACAAGUAGCCAGGCAGACAUUCAACAUACAAAGAAGCAAGGAUAUUCUUCUCAUAGUUUGUCACGUAGACAACAAGGAAGAUUUACAGCUUCAGCAGCUGCCAAAUGCUGUACAAAUAUCAAGAGGGAGAAUAGCGAUGAAGAAUUCACUGAUAUGAAAGAAUUACUACACAGCGAAGACCAUCUACAAGAUUUUAAUAUGGUUUCUUCCAUGCAUGAAGCAAGGUGUGCAGAUUCUAGAGAUUCUAAAAUAAAAUCAAAUGGCUUUAGAAAGAACUUAUACUCCAGUGACAGUUCCAGUUCUGAAGGUGCAGCAUCAGAAGGCGGAAAUGGUUGGACAGAUCCUUGUGAAGAAGAGCUUUUUUCUCGAACUCACUUAUAAAGUUAUAGGAUAAAAGGAUGGCUUGAAGAAUAACAUGAGGUGGCAAACUCUUCCAGAAGGCUCGUAACUCAGAAACAAAUUGAGUUCUUCCUUCAUAUAAUGGAUUCAGAAGUGUAUUUAUCUUUCUCUUCUUGGUAUUUUAUUUUUAAUAGUGGGGUAUGGUCCCACUAGAAGCUUUUUUUCUCUUUUUCUCCAAAAUAUUAGCUCCUUGGCUAUUUGGACCUAGAGUAGAUUGUGUUGUCAAAUCAAGAAUGGAUGUGCAUGUGAUUGUCUUAGUAGUAUCACUGCUCUUUUGCAUCCUAGCUGCAGUUAUUUUUAUUUUCAACUGCAGCUGUAUCAGUAUUACUAUCCUACUAGCAUUGCAGUGUCUACAACUAUUCAGAGAUUUUAUCUUUUAGCACAUUUAGGCUUUUAAGAUUUGGGAGAUAAAUACUUAACACUGUAAUCUAUCAGUGCCUUUCUGAAUGUGAGAGGAAAGCAUGUAUGGCUUGUCCUGUCUUUUAAGAUCUUAUAACUUGGGAGCAGAAAUACUAGGGCUGUGCUUUAGAGAUUUUCAGAAACUGUACUUUCAAUUCUAGGAUCUCUUCUCCUAACAUGCAUAGAAACAAACAAACAGAGUUGGAACAAUUGUUUGUUACCUUCUAGCUAACUAAAAAAGCUGCUCAUUUUUGCAGGGAGGAGGAGGAAGAAAAAUGAUCAUUCCCCCUUUUCCCCUCUUGUUUUCAGGGCUUAGUAUUUCUUCUUUUUCAGGACUCAGUGUUGAAGAGUAGAUGAUUCAACAAGUGACACUACAGCCUGAACCAAGCACACUUACUUCAUACUUGUAAGCGUACUUAGGAUUGGAUUGUCAGGAAAUUAUGGAACAGUGAACUUUGUAAUGAGCUUCAUAUAGUUGGCCUGAACAACAAAAGAAAUAUUUAAGAGUCAAUGUUUAAUAUUUUUUAUGCAGAGGAUUAGUAUAUCACUCAGAAUAAAUCCAAUGGCUCCUGCAGUUAGCUACUACUAUAGUUGUAAUUUAGUAAAAUUUGUAGCUAACCUCGUGUCCUGAGAGAAUGUUAGGAGUAAGUUGUGUGUUGUGGGAGGGAGUGGGAACAUGAUUUACAUGUGUGAUUGCAGUAGUGAUUGUUGCUUUAUGUGACCUGUUCUUAACAUUUAUUUUAACAUAGUCAAUGCAUCUGUCAAAAUGUAACUGUGCAAGACUAUCAACUCCCUGUGCUACUAAUGUAUUAUGCAAAUCAUAAGGGUCAGGAGGAGCAAUAUUGGUUUAUACCAUUUCAUAGUUUUAAAAUUUUAAAACUAUAUAAUAGCAGCAUGUUUAAGACACCAGAAAGAACAGAAAGUUUACUGUUGACUUGAAAAUGCUAAGCCAUUAAUUUUAAUAGGCAAGAAACUCUUUUAACAAUUAUAGUUCUUUGAAAUGGUAAGCUGAACUGGCUUUAAAUUUUUAUUCUGUGCUAGUGAGCUUAAUUGAAUUGAAUGAAGUUUUUUGCCUUUUCUUAAUUGAUAGUACAAGAUUGAAGAUCUACAGUUUCAACUCCUUGUAUGGGUUGUAUAUCACCCUUUCAGUUGAAACUUCAACUCCAUUGGCUUGGUUUGUACCUUCCAGGGAAAUGUCAUUAAUAACAUUAAUAAUGGCUUUUAAGCUACUUUAUUUUAGCAUCCAUACUACAAAUCUUCACAGGUUUUUUUCCUUAUUUGAAAUUUUGGGUAUAUGUUUAAAUAUUUACUUUCUUCUGGAGCUUCCUUUAAAAUGUUAUAUAGGCACAUGCACUAAGGAUAUUAUUGUCAGUAUGAAAGCAAAAAGAACAAAACUGAUAAAUCCUAGUGAUUAAUGUAAAGUAUUGUUAGAAUUAUGAAAAACCAAAUGGGAAUAUUUGGGGAGGGAAGAACCCACACUUCAAAAAUUCAGCUUAUUUGGACUUUCACCUCAGUGAAAGGAUGGUUCAUUUUAUUAUGAUUCAAUAUUCUAACACCUUUGAAAAUGUAUGUUACAUGUGUGGGCAAUAACAAAUAAUAUUUAUUUGUUUCAUAACCGAAUGGGUAAAAUUCUGAAGCUUUCCAGUGAGAAAGUGGAUGUGUGAGUUCGUGUUUCUGUUUUCUGCAAGGAUAAUUUAAAAGUGGAAAUGCUGAAAUGCACUGUGGUAUGAAGCACAUUGCAUAUCCAUAGCACUGAAGUAUCAGUUUUUCAUUCCUGGGCUGAACUUGUUUCUACCUUUUCGCUUCAAGUGGUGUAUUGUUCUGAUUUCACAUACAUCAGAGUAACUGAAUUUGUUUUUUUUUUUUGUGGAGUUACUUAACACCAAAUAA